Enterobius vermicularis (human pinworm) is the source of this 2094-nucleotide messenger RNA. The record is from the annotation of a GenBank genome assembly. NCBI's taxonomy places the organism in Eukaryota, Metazoa, Nematoda, Chromadorea, Rhabditida, Oxyuridae.
AUGAUAUAUGGUCGAUGGCUAUAUAUUUUCAGCGAGGGCUUUGAUGAGACGACAUUUUUCAACAUUUCAGUUGCCUCUUACGAUAAAAAAUUUUCCGUUCUUUACGGCCGAGUGUCGACCAGGAAGCAUAAAAAGUGGGAGGGAGAUGGUAUACUUUUUUGUAAGGAUCGAACAGAUGGUGUAGAUAUAGCUCGGUCAAAUACUUUUACAAGGAAAGGUAUAAGUGAACUAUGUGACGGAAGCCGAUUAGUAGUUGGAGGAUUUGAAGUUGAAGUUCAGGAGCAGGUUGCGGCUUCAGGCACCUCUUUUGGUGAUAGCUUACAAUCAGGGGAUUCGUUUCCUCUACGAAAAACUAAAAGUAGUUUGCGAUACGUCCUUGUGCAGCAUGUGCUUCAGGAUAUUUUUAGAAUAUUCAGCAUGUUUAUUCGUUUUGCUGCUAUAAAUAAUGUAGGGGUUCUAAGUCUUCAUAUUCAGUAUGCAGGCAGUGGCGUUGUUCUUGCUGAUGAAAUGGGGCUUGGUAAAAGUGUACAGACUAUCUCUUUGAUCAUUUCAAUGAUUAAAGAAAAAACGAAGAAUCGUGGUCCUCCUGAAAAGUAUCUACUGAUUGUGCCAUCUUCGUUGGUAAGGAACUGGCAAUGUGAAUUCCUCAAAUGGGUGCCUCAUUCAAGGGUGUUGGCAGUUGAAUUUGAUAGUUAUUUGCGGUCAGUAAGGUGUUCUCCAAUCGCACUAAUGAGCUACGAGAUGGCCGCCUGUAUCGGGGAACCGCUUAAACAAACCGCGUUUUCGUUAGUAGUUUGUGAUGAGGCGCAUAGGUUGAAGAAUGCGAAUGGCAGAAUGCACCGGCUGGUUGGUCUGAUACGGAGACUGCUAUUAACAGGAACGCCAGUUCAAAAUAAUUCAGAUGAACUUUUUGCCCUACUUAACUUGGCUCGUCCGGGAGCAUUUGGCACUCUUGCGGAGUUCAGAAGACUUCUUGACAAUAUUUUAAAAGAUACGUUGUUAAGGCGUACUGCUGAAGUAAACAAUCAGUAUCUUCCCCAAAAAUACGAAUAUAUUCUUUUCUGCCAACUUUCCGAACUGCAGCGAAUGAUAUACAACCGCAUUCGAGAGUUUAUAACGUCCGAUCACUUAACUUUAAUAGAUAUGCUCAAGAAACUUUGCAAUCAUCCUUCAAUAUUGUACCAAAGUGUAUUUUCAAAACUGGAGGGGUCUUCAGAGGUUUGCAUUCUCUGUUUUUCAAAUUUUUUUGGAUUUUUUGAUGUUCUAUCUUUGUUUUCAGGCAAAUUGAGUGUUUUUAUGGAGCUGAUGUGCUCAAUCCGUAAAUGCAAUGAAAAAGUGGUUAUAGUUUCCAAUUUUACCAAGACUCUUGAUAUGCUCGAGACACUAUGCAACUGUCUCUACUUUACUGUUUAUCGUCUCGAUGGCUCUGUGUUACAACAAAAAAGAAUGUUUAUUGUAAAAGAAUUUAAUUCUUCUACUGAAUGCAACUCGGUAUUUCUUCUGAGUACCAAAGCAGGUGGCGUCGGGCUGAAUUUGAUAGGUGCUAGUAGGCUGAUUCUUUUUGAUUCUGAGUGGAACCCAGCUAUAGAUGCUCAAGCGAUGGCAAGGAUUUGGCGUGAUGGACAAACAAAGCCUUGUCAUAUCUACCGUUUAAUCACAACAGGGACCAUAGAUGAAAAGAUUUUACAGCGGCAAGUUAUGAAAACGGGAUUGAGUACUGUUAUCGAGAUUGAAGACAUAGGAGAAGCUAUGAAGACACAUUUUACUGACGAAGAUUUAUACGACAUUUUCUCAUGCGACGACGAAACGGUAUGCAAUACGCAUGACUUAAUGGAGUGCGAUUGUGGAGGGUGUGGAUUGCUGGAUUUUGAAAGAGGCGAUAUUGUUGAAAACGAAGCUUCAUCUUUGCAUGUUAAUAUUUAUAUUGUAAAUUUUUUUCUUUUACAGAGUGUGUCAUUGGCAGCAUUAAUGCGGUGGCGUCAUUACUCAAAAAAGUAUUUGGAACAGUUCGAAAGCUUUAAAGCUGAUGCAGGUUUAUCAGAUUGUUCGCUGAACGAUGUUACAUUUGUCAUGAAAAUUUUGCGUAAUUUUUAA